This is a messenger RNA of Penicillium argentinense, 771 nucleotides long. Its product is annotated as FMN-binding negative transcriptional regulator. The transcript has a single exon. The coding region runs from base 1 to 771 and encodes 256 amino acids. The record is from RefSeq and is a predicted model, not a curated record. NCBI's taxonomy places the organism in Eukaryota, Fungi, Ascomycota, Eurotiomycetes, Eurotiales, Aspergillaceae.
AUGUAUCUCCGAGCCGUCCACGCAGAGAAUUCGAUCAAGGCUCUGUUGGAGUUCAUCAAGGAAAAUCCUCUGGGUGUCCUCACCACCGCUAUUUCCUCAUCCUCCUACCCGUUCCUCCAAUCCAGCCACAUCCCCUGGGUUCUGGAUACAUACAGCGAUGACCCCGACGUACCUGUAAAAGGCCGAUUGCGCGGCCACAUGGCGCGCCAAAACCCGCACUCCAAAGCCUUGAUGGAAGCCUGCGCCGCUUCGUCCACCGGCAAACUCCAGCAGGACGUGAUGAUACUCUUCACGGCGCAGCAUCAUCACUAUGUGACGCCCAAGUUCUAUACCGAGACGAAACCCGCCACGGGGAAAGUCGUGCCGACCUGGAACUACGCUGCGGCGCAGGUCUACGGCAAGGCGACGAUCUACUAUGACUCGGCUGCGGCAGAGACGUCUUCGUACCUUCAGCAGCAGAUUCAUGAUUUGUCGGAGAUGUGCGAGACUUCGAUGAUGGGUCAUACGGGUCAAGAAGGGAAGCCCGGGCCGUGGAAGGUGGCUGAUGCGCCGGAGCGGUAUAUUGAUAUCAUGACGAAGAAUAUUAUUGGCAUCGAGGUGUCGAUUGAGAGUAUUGGGGGCAAGUUUAAGAUGUCACAGGAAAUGGGAAAUGGUGAUCGUCAGGGCAUUAUUGAGGGCUUCGAUAAUCUGAACUCGGAUGUUGGGACGCAUAUUUCGGAGCUGGUGAAGGAGCGUGGGGAGAUGAAAGAUGCUCCCAAGGAUAAAUCAUGA